Suncus etruscus (white-toothed pygmy shrew) is the source of this 1571-nucleotide messenger RNA. It is a transcript of the gene ADPRM, whose product is annotated as ADP-ribose/CDP-alcohol diphosphatase, manganese dependent. The transcript is spliced from 4 exons. Lineage: Eukaryota; Metazoa; Chordata; Mammalia; Eulipotyphla; Soricidae. The record is from RefSeq and is a predicted model, not a curated record. Gene Ontology annotation, molecular function: CDP-glycerol diphosphatase activity; ADP-ribose diphosphatase activity; manganese ion binding. Bases 270 to 1307 code for a protein of 345 amino acids.
GUUUUCCGAACCGGACUGCAGUUUUGUUGAUCCCUUUCCUCUCCAAGGGAAAAAGCACUUGACAAAGUCGCAACUCCGAUUCUGAGGAUGGCCGUUAGGUCCAGUUCGGUGGAAAUUCCCGGCGGGCCCUGCUGGAAGUAAUUGCCGCUGCGCCGUGUUUUGUACUUGAGCUCUUAGCUAAAGCCCCGAGGCCUCCGUUUCCUUCAGUGCUCUCGGUGGUUCUUCAGAUCCACGCAGUUUCGUGGCUGAAGGUACAAUAAUUGGAAGUUAUGGAUGAUAAGCCCAAUCCUGAAACCCAGAGUGAGAAUUCAAAACUUCUCUUCUCCUUUGGAGUCAUAGCAGAUAUUCAAUAUGCUGAUUUAGAAGAUGGCUAUAAUUUUUAUGGAAAUAGGCGGAGAUACUAUAGACAUAGUGUUCUUCACUUAAAGAAUGCUAUUGAAGACUGGAAUAAAGAAAGCAAUACACCAUGUUGUGUACUUCAGCUUGGUGACAUCAUUGAUGGAUAUAACGCACAGUUUAAAACAGCAGAAAAGUCACUAGAACUUGUUAUGAACAUAUUCCAAAUGCUUAAAGUCCCUGUUCACCAUAUAUGGGGAAAUCAUGAAUUCUAUAACUUCAGCAGAGACUAUUUAACGAACUCUAAACUUAACACAAAAUUUCUAGAAGACCAGAUUGUACAUCAUCCUGAAACUGUACCCUCAGAGAAUUAUUAUGCUUAUCAUUUUGUACCAUUCCCAAAAUUCCGGUUUAUUUUACUGGAUGGCUAUGAUUUGAGUGUUCUGGGUGUGGAGCAGUCUUCUCCAAAGUACCAGCAGAGUCUGAAGAUAUUGAAGGAGCACAAUCCAAAUACGGAAUUAAAUAAUCCUCAAGGACUUUCUGAGCCUCAGUUUGUCCAGUUUAAUGGUGGAUUUAGCCAGGAGCAGCUGAAGUGGUUGGAUGAAGUUCUUACAUACUCUGACACAAAACAAGAAAAAGUAGUGAUUGUCAGCCAUAUUCCCAUUUAUCCAGAGGCCUCUGAUAGUGUGUGCCUGGCCUGGAAUUAUAGAGAUGCCCUAGCAGUGAUUUGGUCUCACAGAUCUGUGGUGUGUUUCUUUGCCGGUCAUACUCAUGAUGGUGGCUACUCAGUGGAUCCUUUUGGUGUGCACCAUGUCAAUUUAGAAGGGAUUAUUGAAACCGCUCCAGAAAGUCAGGCUUUUGGUACAGUUCUUGUCUAUCCUGAUAAAAUGAUAUUAAAAGGGAAAGGUAGGGUUCAAGACAGAAUAAUGAAUUAUAAGAAAGAAAAUGAUUUUAACCUUAUUUUUCAGUAAUCUUUUUAUAUAAUAAAAUGUAUAUCAUGUGAAUUAGCUUGUAUUCUGAAAUGGCAUUUUUGAUAAUAUAUCCAAUACUGAAAUUUAGAAACAAAAUGAAUGAAAGUGGGAUGAAUGAAUUAGCAAGGAAGGAGACUGUGAAGUGGGAAUGAAGACCAUUAAAAUUAACUUUCUUACCUGAAAGUUGUUAACUUUUUAUAAGGAGAAUAUAUUGAUGUAUUAGUUUUAAAUUUAAAAUUCUUAAUAAAAUUGAAAUAAAAUAAA